Molecule: messenger RNA, 5346 nt
Organism: Trichoderma gamsii
Lineage: Eukaryota; Fungi; Ascomycota; Sordariomycetes; Hypocreales; Hypocreaceae
Product: cytokinesis protein
Exons: 2
Coding region: 1-5346 (1781 amino acids)
Biological process (GO): actin filament bundle assembly; mitotic actomyosin contractile ring assembly; barbed-end actin filament capping
Cellular component (GO): mating projection tip; cell division site
Molecular function (GO): actin binding; small GTPase binding
Source: RefSeq, a predicted model, not a curated record
AUGUCGUCCGCUGCCGAUAAGUCCAGACAGUCUUCCGGCGGCAGAUCUCUCUUCUCUCGAGGCAAGCACCGCGCCGACAAGCGCUACACCGACAUCGAUCCCAAGAGCUCGUCAGAACAAUUCGAAACGGCGUCCAUAAUUUCUUCGCGCUCCUCGCGCCACAAGCGGGAGUCGUCGUCGAUUUCGGUCGACCAGCCCGGUUCUCCUGAUGCUGGCAUCAACCAGAUGGCGGGUGUGAUCACGUCCAUCCCCUACGACGGCCCGCCGGGCUCUCGAUCGCCAGUCUCCCUCGAGUUCCUCCCCAGGCCCGACCAAGGGCCGCCGCAGCGCCGCGAGCCUGUGCCGCACCAGCUCAAUGUCAGCGGAUUCGACUUCCAUCAGUACCCGUCCAUCGACCCGUCAACAAUGGCCAGCCAGAACUCCCACCCCCACACCCCUGCGCGGCCGGGCACAUCGUCCAACAUGUCAGUCAACAACAUCACCAUGGCCUCCACGGGCAAGCAGGCACAAUACCAGCAAUGGGGGCCGGGACCCGGGCCUGGAGGAGCUGUUCCGGCUCGUGGCAGCACGUCCAGCUCCACCACCAAUGGCUCGUAUCCUGUCCGGUACGACUCCUACCAGAACCCUUUCUAUGCCCGAUCCUCCGGAGAGAGCUUCAACAACCCGCACGGUGGCGGCGGCGGCUACCUUAACCCGGCUUCAGCCCGCUCUUCGCACACCACGCUUGCGCCGUCGCCGCCCGGAAGCUCACAUUUCACGCCUCACUCUCCUCGUGAGACGCACACGUCUCACAGGUUAUCAAAAAUGAGCGCUUACGGACCCGCGUCCCACGACGGCUUCUACUUCCCCAAACCCGAUGACAACUACGUAGUCGAGCAGAUGUUCAUGCAGCUUAUGCAGAAGCGAGGAUGGCACAAUCUCCCUGAGCAGGCUAGGAGACAGAUGACGGCCUACCCCGCGGAGAAGAAGUGGACAUUACUGCACCAAGAUCGUCUAACAGAAUGGCAAGGAGAACAGAAACGGAAGCAAACCGCCAGAGCCAAUCAGUAUGCUACGCCCGACGUAACGACUUACUCCGAUGAAGAGGGCACUCCGGAAUGGUAUGUCAGGAGGGUCAUGGAGGACAAGCUGGAUGCGAAGGGCAUGGGGUCCCUCGAAGUCAACCUGAGAACACAACAGAUUGGCUGGGUGAAGCGAUUUGUCGAGUGCCAGGGACAAGUGGCUCUGGUCACUCUGUUGCUCAAGAUCAAUAGGAAGAACACCAACGGAGGACCGGCUACUUCUUCGACAGUCGACCCCCGGUUAGAGAAGAAUUUGGAUCGCGAAUACGACAUCGUAAAAUGUCUCAAGGCUUUAAUGAACAACAAAUUCGGCGCCGACGAUGCCCUCAUGCAGUCAAAGGUUUUGCUGGCCUUGGCCACAUGCCUGAUUUCUUCUCGACUCACCACGCGGAAGCUUGUGAGCGAAAUUUUGACUUUCCUCUGUACGUGGGGGAACCAUGGCGAGGGACAUCUGAAAGUCAUCCAGGCUUUGGAUGAAGUCAAGACACAGGCUGGCGAAAAUGGAAGAUUUGAUUCUUGGAUGCGACUGGUGGAGGUAACCGUUGAUGGACGUGGAAAGAUGGGCAGUCUCGUGGGUGCCAGCGAUGAGCUUCGGACCGGAGGUAUUGGAAUGGAGAACCUGUUGAUGGAAUAUGCGGUCGCUACUCUGAUGCUGGUCAAUAUGAUUAUUGAUGCUCCUGAAAAGGAUCUCCAGAUGAGAGUUCACAUCAGAGCUCAGUUCCACGCCUGUGGCAUCAAGAGAAUCUUGACCAAGAUGGAGGGUUUUCAAUACGAGCUGUUGGACAAGCAGAUUGAUCGGUUCCGUACCAACGAGGCCAUUGAUUAUGAGGAUAUGCUCGAGAGGGAGAACACCAGCAUGAAGGAUAAUGUCGAGGGGGAUCUCAAGGAUUUGACUGACCCUAUACAAAUUGCCGACACCAUCCAGCAACGGCUGCAUGGAACCAAGACACAUGACUACUUUGUAUCUGCGCUGCAGCAUCUUCUGCUCAUCCGCGCCAGCGAUGGCGAGGAACGGCUGCGAAUGUUUCAGCUUGUCGAUUCGAUGCUUAGCUAUGUGGCCAUGGAUCGCCGCCUGCCAAAUAUGGACCUCAAGCAGAGUCUCAACUUUACAGUUCAGAGUCUGCUGGACAAGCUGCACACGGAUUCAGAAGCUCGACAGGCUCUCGAUGAAGCAUUGGAAUCUCGCCAGAUCGCUGAAGCCGCCAUGGCGGAACGAGAUGAGAUGAGGGCAAAGUUGGAGCUCGGAGCGGAUGGGCUCGUGGCCAAGUUACAAAAGCAGCUGGACGAGCAGACUCGGUUUAUCGAAGCUCAGAGACGCCAAGCUGAUGGCCUCAAAGUGGAAUUGAAUAACAUUCAAAGUGUUCGAGCCAAGGAGGCACAGCGUUACGAGCUUGAGACGAGAGAAUUGUACCUCAUGCUGCGAGACGCCCAAGAUAUCGCGGCAUCCAAUGCUGCUAAGACUAGCAUCGGUGCCAAGCCUGGCAAGGAUAACACAGCACAAAUGCAGGGCAUUCUCGACCGUGAACGCCUUAUGGAGCGUCUACAGAAGCAGCUUGAGCGCCAAAAGACCCAGUAUAAGCUGGAAGGUAGAAUCUGGGGAGAUUCUGACGGCCCAUCUGAUCGCCUUCGUGCUCUCAGAGAAGCCAUGGAUGGCGAUGAGGAGCCGGGUACGCCUCCUGGAGGCGGUACUCCGCCCAGAGAUUUCACAAACAGUGUACUCGGAACUAUUCAUCGCCAGCCGAGGGCUUCUCGAAGGCCGGCCAAGCGUGAGAGUGCUAUCGGGGAAGAUGACGUUGAUCUUGACGAGGAGGGCGUCGUUAUCGAGCGCCCCAGACUGAUCGAGAUGAGGCGUCCAGUAGUCGAUUCGAAGCAGCAGGCUCAGUUUGCUCAAGUCACGGGCGAGAUUGGUUCCAAGAUCAAGCGAUACGACGGCAGCGACUCCGAAGCCGACGACGGCACCACCACCGGUCCAUCUCACCCGAGCAUGGAAUCGUCUUCUCCCAUCACCCCGGCAGAAGGCGAGGCCCCCAAAGUCGAAAUCACCGGACCCCCUCCGCCUCCGCCUCCGCCACCUCCCCCUAUGCCCGGUCAACUGCCCGGCGUCCCACCUCCGCCGCCUCCACCUCCUCCCCCACCGAUGCCGGGCUCAUUCCCCGCGCCUCCACCUCCUCCGCCGCCUAUGCCUGGUAUGGGAGGGAUGCCACCACCUCCUCCACCGCCCCCAAUGCCCGGUGCCAAGGGCAUGCCGCCGCCUCCGCCGCCGCCUCCCGGGAUGCCUGGUGCCAUUUCUGGUCACUACUUACCUCAGCAACCCGCCUUCACUGCCGCGCCUUCUGUGGGCUUACCGGUGAUGCGGCCUAAGAAGAAACUUAAGGCCCUUCACUGGGAGAAGGUCGAUACCCCUGAGACCAGUCACUGGGCAGCUCACACCCCCUCCGUCGAAGAGCGAGAAGAGAAGUACAACGAACUUAGUCGGAGAGGUAUUUUGGACGAAGUCGAGAAGCUUUUCGUUGCCAAGGAGAUCAAGAAGAUUGGUGGUGGUGGUGGUAAGAAGGAUGACAAGAAACAGCUCAUAUCAUCCGACUUGCGGAAGGCAUUUGAAAUCGCCUUUGCCAAACAUUCUCAAUCCUCUGUUGACAAGAUUGUACAGAUGAUUAUCCACUGUGACGACAUCAUUAUCACAAACCAGGGUAUCAUGGAUUUCUUAUCAAAGGAUGAUAUGUGCAACAUCAACGACAACGUUGCCAAACAGAUGGCUCCGUAUAGCAAAGAUUUGACCGGGCCAGAUGCAACGAACCAAACCCGAGAAAUGGAUCCUGAGGAGCUCACAAGACAGGAUCAGCUAUACUUGUACACGGCAUUCGAGCUACACCAUUACUGGAAGAGCAGAAUGAGGGCGCUAGCACUUACGCAGAGUUUCGAAGUCGAUUACGAUGAAAUCAUUUCCAAGAUGCAGGACGUUGUGACUGUCUCUGAGUCAUUGAGAGAUUCCGUCGCCCUUAUGAAUGUCCUUGGUCUCAUUUUGGAUAUCGGAAACUACAUGAACGAUGCCAACAAGCAGGCUCGCGGUUUCAAGCUUAGCUCGCUCGCCAGACUGGGCAUGGUCAAAGAUGACAAGAAUGAAUCGACGCUGGCCGAUCUUGUGGAGCGUAUCGUGCGAAACCAGUAUCCGGAAUGGGAAGGGUUUGCAGACGAUAUUACGGCCGUUACAACGGCGCAAAAGAUCAACAUUGAACAACUUCAGACCGACGCCAAGAAGUAUAUCGAUAAUGUGAAGAAUGUUCAGAUGUCAUUGGACAAUGGUAACUUGAGCGAUCCGAAGAAAUUCCACCCCCAGGAUCGUGUAGGCCAAGUUGUCCAGAGGGUGAUGAAGGAAGCCAGAAGAAAGGCAGAACAGAUGCAAGUCUACUUGGAAGAGAUGAUGAAGACUUACAAGGAUAUCAUGCUGUUCUACGGAGAAGACCCAGCAGACGAAAACGCCCGAAGGGAUUUCUUCACUAAGCUGGCUACGUUUGUCAUCGAAUGGAAGAAGUCUCGCGACAAGAACGUUCAGCUGGAGGAGCAGAGAAAGCGCAACGAGGCUUCUAUGAAGCGCAAGCAGGCGGCGAGCAAAGCCGCAAGUGUUUUGGACAAUGGGCCUAUAUCACCGUCAAGCACUGGUGCUAUGGACUCUCUUCUUGAGAGACUUCGAGCAGCCGCACCACAGGUACGGGAUCAGAGAGACCGUCGCCGCCGUGCCCGUUUGAAGGACCGCCACCAGGUUCGCGUAGCCUCCGGUCAGCAUAUUCAGGAUCUCAACGAAGACUCAGCGGUCGAAGCAAAUCUCACCAUUUCUGAGCCGGCCAUUACUGAAGAAGGAGAUGCACAAGCUUCAUCAUCUCUUCCUCCUCCAUCGCGAGAUGGCCAUGAGGAGGAUGAUGUAGCUGACCGAGCUGCGGCAUUAUUGCAGGGCAUGCGUGAGGGCGAUGGAAACGAUGAGGCGGACAUUGAGAGAAGAGAGACGAUGAGAAAGGCCAGGAGACAGACGGCCGAAGAGGAACGACGAGCAAGGCGGAGGCGAAGAGAGAGGGCCUCAAGCACAGUAGACGGACCAAAGGACGAAGCUUCUAUAUUAUCAAUAGCAGAAGAGGCACCACCAACACCAGGCACACCAGGACAAGAGGAGGAGACUAUAAUGUCGCCGACAGAGGCGAAGACGGAGGAAGUGCAGACGGAGGAAUUCAAGAAUGAGGAGGCUGUUGGCGAAGCGAGCAAGCCGGAGGACGCCGAGAAGAUGCAGGACUAA